UGCGGCAGGGGACCAGACUCUUAAUCUCAGGGCUGUGGGGUUUUGCCCCACAUCCAGCAAAAGUUUUCUACACUGGAUGAGCCUCGUGGUUCCUUCCAACUCUACAAUUUUAUGCAGGCAGGCAGGCAGGAAGGAAGGAAGGAAGGAGAGAACAGAUUGCAGAUCUGGCUGCUGCUUCAUUGCCUUGUUACCCUUUAACCAGGCAUCAGUCAGGGCUGUCAGGUGGAGACAGGCUGCGAAGGGGAGGACAGUGACUCGCUUCAGAGUGUGCCACCAGGAGUUAUGACAUCUGCCUUCCCAACAGGGACUGAAUCUCUUGCCUGUCGGCGACCAAGAUGCUGAAGAAAGUCAUCGGCUGGCUGACGGUCCGAAAUGAAACCAUCCGGCAGGGACUGGCAGAGGCUCUGUCCACCUUCAUCCUGAUGGUUAUUGGACAGGGCUCUGUUGCCCAGGUGGUAAUAGGAAAGAAUAGCUUUGGGGACUUUCUGAGCAUCAAUCUGGGAUUUGGAUUCGGUGUCAUGUUGGGAAUUCACGUAGCUGGUGGAAUCUCAGGUGCUCACAUGAACGCAGCAAUUACAUUUGCAAACUGUGUCGUGGGGAAUCUGCCAUGGUACAAGCUUCCGGUGUAUGUGAUUGGCCAGUUCGUGGGAUCCUUCUUGGCUUCUGCUACGACAUUUUCACUGUAUUAUGAGGCCCUGAUGGAUUAUACCGGGGGGACCCUGAGCGUUGGGGGACCCACUGGCACGGCAAACAUCUUUGCCACCUAUCCGUCUCCAUACAUGUCGACUUUGGGCGGAUUUAUAAAUGAGUUCAUCACUACAGCUGUGCUAUUGAUUGGAAUCCUCGCCAUCAACGACCUGAAGAAUGCGGGUGCUCUUCCAGGCACCCAUGCCUUGAGUGUUGGGCUGCUGGUUGCGGUCAUCGGCAUGUCCUUGGGGAUGAACACAGGCUACGCCAUUAACCCUUCCAGAGACUUGCCACCAAGGAUCUUCACAGCCGUUGCUGGAUGGGGGCUGGAGGUCUUCAACGCAUCAAAUAAUUGGUGGUGGGUCCCAGUGGUCGCACCGAUGUUGGGAAGCCUCCUUGGAAUUUUCAUCUACAACAUCUUCAUUGACUUUCACAAUCGCCCUCGGCUGGAUGGGAGCAGGAAGCCAGACUGCGAGGGCGACGAGAGCGGCGAGCAGCGACUGUGAAAUCUGGACUCCCGUCAACCGGAAGCUGAAUUUGGGACUUGGGACAGAUCCAUAGCAGAAAGCUGUCUGCUGUCGCCACAGUGCCCAAGAGCGUGCAAGCAGAUAUCAAUCUAUGUUCUUAGCUAAUAAACAGAGGACACUUUUUUUAGGGGAUAAAUAAGGGAAGGCUGGAAGGUGUAAGUUCCUGCCCGCCCUGUGCUCUUCUCACUCAGCUGCUGCCAGUGAGCUCAUGUAAGAGCCUUGCAAAAAUCCCUUUAGGCAGGGAUGCUCAAGGGGUGUGCUGUGAGACGCUGCCUUUGAAAAAUACACCAUCGCUUUAGUACUUUCAGUUGUUAUAGACUGGUUGACCCAGCUUUUUCCUUGUAGACAGAAGUAGCCCCAACCACCCUCCGCCGGUGCACUCAAUUAGACAGGUGCAAUUUGUGAACUAUGUGCAACAAUUGUGGAAAGAUGCAGGAGAAUUUCUAGGCUUGGCUAUGACGUACAAUCAGGUGUAAGACUCCUGGCUGCAUCUGCCUGCUCUCUGCCUUAAGGAGAAGCACUGCUGUAAGACACAGAAACACCCUCUUCCUGUCACUACCAUUUAACUCUUCAAACAAAUUCAAAUUCUUCAAAACCCAGGAGGUUACAAGCUGCCCUUCCUUAGAGGUUGGAUGGCCCUGUGUCAUGGAUGCUUUAGUUGAGAUUCCUGCAUUGUAGGGGGUUGGACUAGAUGACCUGUGGCUCCCUUCCAACUCUGCAAUUCUGAUUGUAGGAAACCUCAUCCCAAGGCAGUUUGGGAUGGUGUUCUGGAUGCCGCCUGCAUGGCCAAAGGUCAGGGGAUGACGGGAGCUGUAGCCCACAAUCCUGACUGGUGCCACUGCCACUAGAUCCCCAGCAGAGAUCCUUCCCAGACCCUUUCCCCUUUAACUAGAGAUGUUCGCAAACGAACUAGGGCCACCUGCAUACAAUGGCUGCCCCCUUCCCUUGAUGGUUCCAGCGGCAAACAUCAAACCGCCAAACUCUCUUUCCGCAAUUGCUCAAAUUGCAGAUUGCGUUUCUUUCAUCUGACGCCGUGUCAAGGACGAUUGGGACACAAUUCACGUGUGAUUUGGUUUAAGACUUGGAAAGUGAUCGGCUCUCAGCCUGGUGCACUUCUAGCUGUUUUGGACUACAACUCCCAUCAGUGCCAUAGAAAGGUUGCUCAAAGGAUGCUUCCCAGGGGAGGGGUGCUUCCUCCCACCCUUUGUGCACUUUAGCUCCUCAGUCUAGACAGGAAAGGGGAUUCCCAGGAGGAAUCCCCCUUAGCCAGCCAUUGCAUUACGAUCCCUAGACAGGCUUGGUAUACCUGAAAGAGCAUCUCCACCCCCAUCACUCAGUCCGGACACUGGGGUCCUCCUCUUGAAGGUCUCUGGUGGUUCCCUCACUGCAAGAAGUGAGGCUACAGGGAAGCAGGCAGAGGGCCUUCUCGGUGGUGGGGCCAACCCUGUGGAACACCCU
Messenger RNA from Podarcis muralis (Common wall lizard), 2672 nucleotides. NCBI's taxonomy places the organism in Eukaryota, Metazoa, Chordata, Lepidosauria, Squamata, Lacertidae. The record is from RefSeq and is a predicted model, not a curated record.